Messenger RNA from Vanrija pseudolonga, 7602 nucleotides. It is a transcript of the gene cti6, whose product is annotated as Putative histone deacetylase complex subunit cti6. The record is from RefSeq and is a predicted model, not a curated record. The transcript has 10 exons. Bases 175 to 7602 code for a protein of 2475 amino acids. Lineage: Eukaryota; Fungi; Basidiomycota; Tremellomycetes; Trichosporonales; Trichosporonaceae. Gene Ontology annotation, cellular component: Rpd3L-Expanded complex; Rpd3L complex. Gene Ontology annotation, biological process: negative regulation of silent mating-type cassette heterochromatin formation; negative regulation of rDNA heterochromatin formation.
CCCCAAUCUUCUUCUUGCUCGACUCGACAGCUACCAUUUGCAUCUCAAGCUCUUCCCCUCACACCCACCCCUCUAGAGUCCCCCGCGCUCCCCUUGCCCCAGCCCCCAUCUUGCCGCACACCUCGCAUCUCCACCACCUUGUUUUGAGACCACCCCCCACUACCCCCAGCCGCCAUGGAGGCAAGGCGGCGGCAAGCCUCUGCUUCCACAUCCACCUCUCUCUCUCACGAGGAGAGGUCCUUGGCCCACGGCAAAGGCUCGGGAAGCGUCACCCCCAAGCGCGAUGAGGAAGAUGACGGAGCACCUCGUCGCACGCGUGGUCGCAACCCCCUACCUCCCACCAACGGCCCCCUCUUUCCCCCACUACCUCCCAAGCAGUCGAAAAACUCGCCCAAAUACUCCCCCAAGGCGCCAUCCCGUAGCCCCGCCGGCAGGACCCCACGCCUAGCGUCGUCGAGCGCGCUCUCGAGCGCCAUCGAUGACGACGAUCGCACAUCAAAUGUGGAUUCGGACGCGUUGCAGCGCGAUGGCCUCCGCGCCUCGCCCAGCAAGCCCAACGUGCCACCGAGCGCCUCCAGCCUGACCCCGCCGCCGGGUGACGGUGACGAGAUGGACGUGGACACGAAUGGCAACGCGCCAUCCGAGGCCCCCGUCGCCACCAACACUGCCGCCGAGGACACCGGUGACGACUGGGACGCGUAUCGUCGCAGUCGGGGUGUCCGGAGUUUCAGCGGCGCGAAGCCCGCCCCAGUCAAGAUUGAGCCCGUCGACACGGAUGCCGUACCACCGCCAGUGGAGGAGCCAUCCAACGAUGUCGCAGCAGCCGCUGGCGACGAGGCUAUUAGCGACGCACCGGCACAUCCCGAUGCCUCGGGCGCUGCCGAGGAGCCGCCGGUGGACGACGAGGUCGUCGCCGACGAACCAGCGACCGAGGAAGGUGCCCCUGCCCCUACCGCCGAGGCGACCGAGGCUCAAGCUCGGGCGCGUAGGCGGCGGGGUGAGGAGCAGCUCCUUCUCGACGACCACCUCUUGCCCAAAGAGAUGCGCGUGCACGCCGCCAUCCCUCCAAGAAGAGAAAAGGCCCCAAGCUCAAAGCGCAGCGAGCCGCCUCCAGAGCCCAAAGAGGAAGAGCCAGUUGUCGAGGAGGACGUGGUGGAUGACGUUGCCGACGAGGAGGAGGAGGACGAGGAGGAGGAGGACGAGGAGGAUGAUGACAGCAAGGAGGAGAUCACGCGAUGUGUUUGCAAGAAUGAUGGCGAAGCAGAGGACGCCGACGUCAUGAUGAUCCAGUGCGACAAAUGCAACGUUUGGCAGCACGGAGGCUGUGUUGGCAUCUGGGGCGACGACGAGGCUCCCGACGAGUACUUUUGUGAAGAAUGUCGACCCGACCUCCACAACGCUCUCCGCAAGUGGAUCAGACGGAGUCCGCGUAACGCACCCUUCGUUGCGCCAACGCCAUCGGAGCUGCAGGCCUUGCACAACAGCAACGACAAGAAUCCGCCAUCUCAGUCAAAACGCUGGACCGACCCAGAUCUCAUGGACCCGCCUCCUCCCAAGCCCACUCCGAGGUCACAUCACCGCAAGGAGACCGAGUCGGAUGCGGGCCGAAGAAGCGCGCGUGGCCGUGACGCCCCAGCACCGAAUGGGAGGGACAAGAGUGCCAUCUCGUCCAAGGACGGUGCCAGGGAUCGCCGACGACCAACCAACCGCCGAGUGUCCACGGACGUGUCGUCAAUGUCUCCACCUCCAUCUGGGCGUGGAGGUGUCGGACCCGAACCUCGGAAGCGGAGCACGAUGAACUCGCGCGAUGCGGCCUACGAGGAGGCACUAAAGGCCAGUCUGGAAGCCAGCCGCCGCGAGUUGUCUGGAGACCCCGAGAAGGAGGAGUCGGCAGACGACCGCAAGCGGAGGCGCCCUGAAGACGAUGAUGGUGAGGAGGCCAAGAAGGGCAAGAAGAAGAAGGAGGACGAAGAUGAGUCCUCUGAAGCCACCGCUCCUUCGGCACCGUCAAAGCCCAAACACCCCAACCAGUAUACGUACCGCCCCAAGAGCAGCGCCAUCGCCCAGUCUCCUGCACGGAGAGGAAAUGGAACCCCGCAACCUACUCUCCCGCCUCCUUCCCACGAGCACGGCACACGACGCGCAGGUGCCAUUGCCAGCAGCCUGGCGUCGGCAAACUACGCCACUUCGUCCAUCUCCAACCUCAACUGGUACCUGCCAGACCACCUCUCCGCAUGGUCCGACUUGUUACCGGCCUCAACACCGACACCAUUGGUAGUCCCGACUCCGCGAUCACUGCAGUUCUUGCCUCGAAGCCACUUUUUGAACCAGCGAUACGGCCCUUUCACCGAGGAUCGCGACGAGGCUGGAAAGCUGAUCUUGCCAGAUGAUCGGGCUUUGCGGGAAACCGACAGCGACGCAGUCAACCACCGGGAGCCGCCGACUCGGGUCCGGUAUCCCGUCAAACGCAUCACCGUCUCCGAGAUGCGCAAGAGGGUUAGAAACGUGCUGGAAUACGUUGGCCGCGUUCAAAUAGAAGAGACCAAGCGCGGUGAACGGGCCAAGCAGAUUGGCAUCCCCGAGACGCUGGCGCCGCGUCCACGGCUACCUCCUCUCAGCGAAGAGAGGUACGGCAAGGGCAAGGGCAAGCAUACUCCGAUCCCGGAGCCCGCUGAGGACGCCGAUGGCGACAUUGCCAUGACGGACGGCGAGGCUGUCCGGACAAGAUCGCCCACGCCGACACCACCGACUGCUGCUCAGCUAUUAGAAGAGCUGACGGCCGACCUCAUCGCCUUUCAGGAAGCCUUUCAUACGGGCGACUUUGAAUCGCUCAGCUUUGUCACUCCGGCUCGGCAACCUUCAGCCGAUGCGCUGGCUGUGCCAGCGUCGGCAUCUUCCUCUGCGGGAUCAGUUGCGCCGUCUGCAGCACCAGAGCCCGAGUCGACUGCCGAGGCAAAUGGUGACGCUGAGGCUGCGGUGGAGGCUGAUGGCAAGGAUGGUGAGGAGGUGCCACCGGAGCUCCCUGUGGAGGAUACACCGACAGCAGCGGCUGUGGACGGCGACACUGAGAUGGCCGACGCCGAGGUGGGCGAGCCCUCAGCCCCCGUCACCGAGGACAAGCUCGCGCCCCCACCGCUUGCCGAGGAGACUCCGCUGAUAGAUGAACCGAGUGACCGCCCGCGCACAAUGGCCGCGUACCCAUAUCUCGCGCGCACGACGUUCAAGUACAAGUCGCCGCAUGCGACGGAUCUGUCGUUCGCCAAGGGCGAGACCAUCCGCGUGACCGGCGAGUCGCCCGACGACGAGGACUGGGCCAUCGGCGAGAGCCUCGACGGCACGCGAUCAGGCGGGUUCCCCAAGGACUUUGCCGUCGCGAUCGAGGAGGAGGAGGAGGCGGCGGCGCCGGUGGUGCCAGCGCCUGCAGUCGUAGCUGCCGCCGUGCCAGCGCCGGCCCCAGUCGCUCCGCCUCCCCCAGCCGCCGCCCCCGUCGAGGAGCCGGCGCCGCCCGCACCCCCACCCGCCGCUGAGCCUGUGCCCCCGCCCCCAGCCCCGGUCGAGCGCGUGGCCGAGGCGACACCCGUCGCGUCGCCCGUCGCCGAGGCGCCGCCAGCCCCGAUCCCCGCCCCGAUCCCUGCGCCCGUCGCCUCCGCGCCCAUCCCCGCCCCCGCGCCUGCCCCAGCGGCCAAGCCCCCCUCCCCAGUCGCCGUCAAGCCGGCCUCGCCCCCGCCAGCUGCUGCCCCGCCCCCCGCGCGCGCUCCCGUUGCCGUCGCGGCGGCGGCGGAGGGCGACGACGCACCCAAGCCCCAGUCGAUGAAGGACCGCCUGGCCUUCUUCAACGCCGCCCAGCAGAAGACGGCCCCGCCGCCGCCCAUCAAGCCCAAACCCGCGGCUGGCGGCCUCACCUGGAGCCAGCGCCAGAAGCUCCGCCAGGAACAGGAGGCAAAGGAGCGCGAGGAGGCCGCUGCGCGUGGCGAUGCUGCCUCGCCCCCGCCUGCUGCUCCUGCAGCCGUUGCUACUGCCGCUCCAGCUGAGGCUGCUGCUCCGGCCGCACCCGCCGCGCCCAUCGCCCGAGCGACCUCGCGCGACUCGGAAGAGGGCACCGGCAUGUCGGCUGCUGACGCCGCCGCGGCCGUAUCGAAGGGAGGCUCGCUGAAGGAGCGCAUGGCGGCGCUCGCGUCGGGCGGUGCGUUCGGAGCACCGGCCGAGCGCCCGCCUCCCCCCAAGCCGUCCGGCAAGGUCUGGACGCGGCCCGUCGCUCCCCCCGCUCCCGAGCCCGUGGAGGGCGAGGAGGACGGCGCUGCAGCUGCGGCUGUCCCACCCCCGCCCAUCGCGAUCCCCCGCGCCGAUCCCGAAGAGGGAGAGGAGGCUGACGAAGCCCCGGCCGAGCAGACCGAGGAGGACGACGAGAAGGCCCGCCGUGCAGCCAUCGCCGCGCGUAUGGCCAAGCUCGGCGCUCGUGGGCCGAUGGGCUUCGCCCCGCCUGUCCCUGCCGCUCGCCCGACCCCAGCCCGCAAGCCGACCGCUGAGGCAGUGACGCCUUCGGAGGAGGUCAGCAAGGCUGUGGAGCCCGAGGACGUGGCUAGCCCCGCGGAUGAGGCCCCGGCCGCACCUGCCGCCGAGCCCGAGGCCCCGCCCGCCGCAUCGCCGAUCGCGGCUUCCGUGCCCAUCCUUCCCCCUAUCGCCACCGCCGCCGACGACGCAACAACCGCGGCACCCACGUCGGUCAAGAUGCCCCCCAUCGCGCGCCGUGCCGCUGGCCCUCGCAAGCGCGGUACGACUCCGGCUGCUGCCUCGCCUUCCGCCUCGGCGCCCGAGACCCCGGUCGACGCAGCCCCGCCCGCGCCGCCCGCCCCGGUUGUCGCUGAGCACGUUGCUGAGCCAGCUGCCUCCCCAGUGGCACCUCCAGCUCCCGAGAUCAACCCUCGCCUCGAGCGCAUCCUCCCUGACGGCACCAUCGAGCCGCCGCCCCAGAUUCCCGUCUACGGUGAGGAGGACCCCCUGCCCAAGAGCCCAGAGCAGCAGCGUCUCGAGAAGAUCGAGACUGUUAUCGGCGCUGGAAUUCUUGGCGUUGGCGGUGCCGCGGCGGCAGGUAUCGCUCUUUCCCCUGCUCCAGCUUCCCAGCACACCGAGAUCCCCGACCCUCCUCCCCAGGUGGCCAGCGAGGAGACGCCGCUCCCCAAGUCGGCUGCCGAGUUGGACGUUGAACGCAUUGAGGAGAACCUCGGCGGAGGCGGCCACGGUGCGACUGGUGCUGCUGUCGCUGGCAUCGCUCUCUCGCCCAUCGGCGACGACGAGGAUGGCGAGGAUCAAGCCACUCUCGACGCACUCCGUGCGGACGGUGCUCAUCUCUUCGUGGCGCAGGGCGACGACGAGCACGAGGCCCAGGACCCCAAUGCGCCACCUGCCAACGCAUCGUACUACAACGCGGAGCCCGAACCCGAGCCUGUUGACGCCUCCAAGGCCGCUCGUCGCUUGUCGGCAAACCGCCCGGGUGGACCUCGUCCCCUACCCACUCGCCCUCCAGCUCACGACGAUGAGGAGGAUGGGGAGGCGGAGGGUCAGCACGAUGACGAGCCCGCAACGGCUUCGGCCCCACCCCCGCCUCCCCCAGGCCGGCCGGCCCCACCUCCAGAGGAGCCGCCUCAGGUGCCCUCCGUCCCACCAGCUGCGGCGGUCCCUCCCCCGCCUCCUGUCGGUCGUCCCUUGGCCCCUCCUGUGCCCCAGCACGACUUUGUCGAAGUGGACGAGGAGGAGAUUGAGGUCAUUGAGGUUGACCCGGAACACAUUGAGGUUGACCCGGAACAGGAGGACGAGGCUCCCCCUCCUUCCCCUCCGGCUCGCCAGCCGACAUCCCCCCCGGUCCCUCCUGCCCACCAGAGGACACUCCCUCCGCUGCAAACCUCGCCGCCGCCACCGCCCCCCGCGCGCAGCGCGACGUCGCCCACGGCCACGAGCCGGUCUCCGAUUUCGCCUGCCGCUGCCGCUGCCGCCGGUAUCGGCGGUCUCGGGGCACUCGCUGCUGGUGCUGGGAUCGCCGCUGCGGCUGGGUCGUCUGACGGCGCCGAGGGCGACGCCGCGGACGCCGAGGCCUCGCGUCGUGCCGGCAUUGCCGCGCGCAUGGCCAAGCUCGGAGGCAUCAAGUUUGGCGCUCCUCCCCCCGUGUUCAGAAAGCAGAGCGUGGAUGAAGCUUCCUCCCCUGUUGUCGCCAAUGAUGCCGCUCAGUCCCCCGUAGUGACAUCGCCUGACGACCCGGAGCACCCUGACGCCGAUGCGGAUGACCCGCACCCACCUACCAGAGCGCCCCGCCCGUCGUUGGUCCCUGGGUCUGCCGAGGACCCGAGCUCGCCAGAGGACGAGGCUGCGCGUCGCCGUGCUACUCUUGCUCGUCUCCGUGCUACGGGUGCUCUCGGGUUCGGCCUCUUCAGCGGUCCUCAGGCUGUGGAGGAGGCCGAAGAGGCAGAAGACGAGCGGGGUGUGGAGGAAGAGGCUGAGGAGGACGAGGCUCCUCCUCCCCCACCUCCGGCUCGCCCUGCUGUCCCAGGCCACCGUGCUUCCCUUCCGCCCCCACCACAUGCUGCGCGCCCUCCCCCUCCCCCUCCUCCUCCCGAGGACGAAGACGAGGAGGAGGAUGAGGAAGAAGAAGAGGAGGAGGAGGAGGAGGAGGAGGAUGCUCCCCCUCCCCCGCCGCCUGCUCGUCCGGCUGUCCCGAUCCCAUCGAGGUCUGCCACUCAGGUUGUUCCCCCCAGCCCCAUUGCGCCUGCCCGUGCUGCCCCGCCCCCUCCUCCACCAGUGGAGAACCAGCGCUACGUCGAGGACGACGCCCCACCCCCGCCUCCCCCACCUCGUGCUCCUCAGAAGCAGCCCAGCCUCCCUCCUGGGUACGCCCCACCGGUUCCCCAGUCGCCUGCGGAGCAUUCGCGGGCCAGCUUUGACGCUCCACCCCCGCCACCUCCACCAGCCCGCCAGGCCACCCUGCCGCCUCCGCCCUCGCGCCAGUCCACCCUCCCGCCCUCUCCAGGUACCCCGCUCAUACCCCCGGUGCUCGGCGGCGCUGUUAGUCAGGUAACCUCGACCGGCUCUGGAGACCACCAGGCUGGGCGUGCAUCGCUCUCGGCCCACCGACCCGGCUUCAACGAGUUACAGCAGGCGUCGACUACCCACGGUGCGGCUCUCAUCCGCGCCGCGCGUAGCGUGUUCGACCAGGGCAAGCGCGGAUACUAUGGUGACGGCUCGCCGACUGGGUUCAUUCGCAUCGCUUUCGAGCAGGCGCACCUCAACGCUCCUGAUCUGACUGGUCCGCCUGGGCUGCCGGUGUACGAGCAAGAGGCGUCGAGCGUGCUCAAGCGCCUCGACGAGCCCCGUCCCGGAGACAUUGUCGCCAUCUACGACGGCAAGUUCAAGGGCAAGAAGGGUCUGCAGAGCUACACGCAGCAGAUUGGCAGCGUCGAGGACCCGCUGCUGGGCAUUAUCGCCGAGUACGACGUCAAGAACAAGCACAAGCUCCGCGUGUUGCAGGUCGAGCGCGGGCACCCCGACGAGAUCAGCUACCGUCUCGAUGACCUCAAGGGCGGCCGGGUUGUCGUCUACCGCAUCGGCUUCUAG